This is a messenger RNA of Bombus impatiens (common eastern bumble bee), 3395 nucleotides long. It is a transcript of the gene RSG7, whose product is annotated as regulator of G-protein signaling 7. Gene Ontology annotation, biological process: G protein-coupled receptor signaling pathway; regulation of G protein-coupled receptor signaling pathway; intracellular signal transduction. Bases 578 to 2131 code for a protein of 517 amino acids. Lineage: Eukaryota; Metazoa; Arthropoda; Insecta; Hymenoptera; Apidae. The transcript has 13 exons. The record is from RefSeq and is a predicted model, not a curated record.
ACAAAGGAAUCUCACGUAUAUAUAUGUAUAGUAAAAACACCGAUCUAUUAUUUCGCCUAUCAAAAACAAUUUAUUAUUGGCUUAUUUGUAAAUUAUUGUCAUUAAUGAAAUAAUUCGAACAAUUUAUUUAAAAUGGAACAAUCUUGUCUAAAUGCAAUUCUACGAACGAAUAGAAUGUGUUCAUAGUUUUGUGAUUUUGGAAUAUUGAUCGUGUAAUGAGGAAGAUUUGUGCUUCAAAUACAGUUUGACUUACAAAAAUAAGUUUUCGAAUAGAUCGUGAAAUACUAUAGAUGCAUAUUUUUUAAUAUGGAAAGGUCGAAUCAUUAUUUCUGAUAGAGAAAUUGCCUAUCAAGAAAGAACAUGAAUGAUUGGCACUGUUGAUCAUUCGAAGAUUUAGUUUUUGUUCCUUGAGAGUCGCUGUUUCUGCCUCAUCUUAGUGAAAUGUAUAAUUGGCAUGGCUUUGUGAUAGUGAAUAGUCAAUUAAUCGGAUAUUGGCUUAGGUCUUGAUAAAUAUAAUGUAAACAAGACACUUUUCUUUUAUUCAUGUCAUGGAGAAUAUACUUUUUUAAGCUUGGAUAUGGUAACUAUGAAUUCUGAACAAUCGGCAUGUCGCCGAAAACCAGGUGAAAAUAAUGACAUUGGAGGAACAGCUGAUCCAUAUAGAAGUAGAGAUAAUCAAAUAGAUCAAUGUAACAAUCAAAAUGGCCAAGCAGUUGACAAAUCUCCAAGUAGUCCCACAUAUCAUAUCACUGCCUCAUGUGCCGAAGAUACACCUAAUUAUCUUGUGUAUCAGAAAAUGGAAGAUAUCGUAGAAAAAAUGUCAGAUGAAGUUACAGGUGUUCCAGUGAAAACGGUAAAGAAUUUUAUGACAAAAACACCUUCUGUUUUUACUGGUACAGAUUUAAUAUCAUGGAUGAUGAAGGCCAUGGCUAUAGAUGAUCAAGAGGCACUUCAUGUGGCACAUCUUAUGGCAUCUCAUGGAUAUUUCUUCCCUAUUGAUGACCACUGCCUUACUGUAAAAAAUGAUAAUACUUUCUAUAGGUUUCAAACACCAUAUUUUUGGCCAUCAAAUUGUUGGGAACCAGAAAAUACUGAUUAUGCUGUCUAUUUAUGCAAAAGAACGAUGCAAAAUAAAACACGUUUAGAAUUAGCAGAUUAUGAGGCUGAAAAUUUAGCUAAGUUACAGAAAAUGUUUUCGAGGAAAUGGGAGUUCAUUUUUAUGCAAGCAGAAGCACAAAGCAAAGUCGAUAAAAAGCGAGAUAAAUUAGAAAGAAAGGUACUGGAUAGUCAGGAAAGAGCUUUCUGGGAUGUAUAUAGACCAAUGCCUGGAUGUGUUAAUACGACAGAAAUGGACAUUAAGAAAGCAUGCCGUACUUAUAAACCAAUUUCGAAGUUAAACAAACAUUUAGGUAUGACUAGUACCGACAUUCCUUCACAUUCAGGAUCGUUCUCGAUAUCAUCGAUAGAAUCGUUAAAUAAGGAGAUUGAAAUGUUGAAAUCUAGACUAGAUAGAUCGAAUAUAAAAGUCUCGAAAGUUUCAGAAGCUCUGAUUGCAUAUUUUGAGCAGUAUGUAGAGUAUGAUCCUUUUUUCAUACAACCUGAAUUCACAAAUCCAUGGAUAUCAGAUAAUCCUGAAAUGUGGGAGCAAGAAAAAUUAGCCAAAGAAAUAUCAACAAGAAGAGUAAAAAGAUGGGGUUUUAGUCUUCAAGAAUUGCUACAAGAUCCUGUUGGUAGAGAACAAUUUAUACGCUUUCUGGAUAAAGAGUUCAGUGGUGAAAAUCUAAAAUUUUGGGAAGCCGUGCAAGAAUUGAAAACAUUACCUCAAAAAGAAGUUCAAAAUAAAGUGAACGAAAUUUGGAAUGAGUAUUUGGGUCCAGAUGCUAGUUGUCCAAUUAACGUCGAUUGCCAGUCCUAUGAGCUAACAAAGAAGCAUUUACAAAAACCUGAUCGAUGGUGUUUCGACAUAACAGCGGCGCACGUUUAUCAUCUGAUGAAAAGCGAUAGUUACUCCAGGUAUCUUCGCUCGGAAAUGUAUAAGGAUUUUCUCAGUGGCUCGAAGAAAAAGACUUCGGUAAAAGGUAUUCGUUCUAUUGUAUCGUUCAGCGGGCGCAGAGACACAGCCACGUCGUAAUCACCAGCUUAAAAAUUUUUCAUAAAUGGUUUUGGGAAUCUUUCCAAGUCUCGUGUUAUGUUUUCGUAUUCAGAAUGAUUCGAAGAGGAGACAAUGCAGUUCAUUUUAUUACUAUCACGCUAAAAAAGAGUAAGUAUGCAAAAUACUUUAAAUCCGCAUCUAGCGCAAUUUUCCACUUGCUUCCAUACAAUUUUUUGUAGAAUAAUUGAGUCUCUUGGAAGCCAAACUGAUCAACUCCAUUUUUUGUCAAUUUUUUAAUUUUAUUAUCUAUGUAUACAAUUAAUAAAUGUUCAAUUCUAAGGACGUUUAAAGAACGGUGUUUGUAACAUCAUCUUCUACCUUUUAUUUUAUGGAAUUGAUCAGAAUGAUUCUUAAACAGCUCAGUGAUAAAUUAUACCAAGCCCUGAAAUAGGUUUUGUAAAUAAUUUAUUCCAAUAGACGUAUUAUUAGUACAAGCAAAAACUGUAUAACUGUAUAGAGCAAUUCUAUAAACAUUUAUUUAUUAAAUUACACGUCAUUAAUGAUAUUUAAUUAUUUAUAAUUAUUAUAAUAUAUUUUUCCCAAGUAUAGGUAGUCUAAAUUAAUGUAAACACUACAAUUGUAAAAUAAUAAUUCUACAUGGAAUUCUAAAGAGACUAUCAAGAAUUUCUCAAAUAUGAAAUUUUGAUAAGUUGAUAUUCCAUCGACAAAAAUUAAUUAUGUUCAGGUAUGCAUAUGUUUAAAAGAAAAGAAAAAAGCAUCUCAGAUUAUUAACUGUUACAACAGUCAGAAACUAAAAUGCAUGAUUAACAUGUAAUGAUUAAUAGUACAUUAGUAAUUAUUAUACAAUAAAAUUUUACUAAAGCACAUGUUCCACUAUACUCUUCCAUAUCUUACAAAAAUGAAAUGUUUGUCAAUACAAUAAGUAUUGUAUUAAGUAAAGUAAUUGAGAUCAAAUAUUAAAAAUAUAACUCCUACAUUUCUGAGUAACACAUAACUCUUGUAUGCCUUUGACAAUGUUUAAAAUCUACAGUAUUUGUUUAAGAUUAAUAAAGAAAGAAACAAUAGGAUACCACACACCUAUUUUCGUAUCAAUUAUAUUUUUCAUGAAUAGACAAAUACGCCUGUAGUGACGAAAAUAUUAUACGAAAAGUUAUCAAGCAUUUGCAAUCUUGUAAUAUUUAUUAUAUUAAAACGUAUUGUAAGCCAGGUAUAUAUUAGAAGAACAAAAUGUAAUUAUAAAUAUAAGAUAGUAUAAAAAAGAACAGUGAUGUAUGAUCUUUUA